This is a messenger RNA of Meloidogyne enterolobii, 732 nucleotides long. NCBI's taxonomy places the organism in Eukaryota, Metazoa, Nematoda, Chromadorea, Rhabditida, Meloidogynidae. The record is from the annotation of a GenBank genome assembly.
AUGCCAAAUUUUAGAAUGAAUUCUCUUCAAUAUCAACCCCACGAAGAACAACAAAGGGCUACUAAUACUGAAUUUUUGGAUGAAAUUUUAUUAGCAAUUGGCCUUGUUGGGGAACUUAUACACAGUUCAACCGGUGUUAUGUGUUGGAUAUCUACUCAAUCGGAUAAAGCACCCAUUAAAAUGGAGUUUUACAUGUUAUUUGUAUUUAUAACACGAAUUAUGCAAGUUGUAGUACAGUCAGUCUUUAUACUUUUGUCAAGGAGACUGCGCGCGUUGUCUCCCAAAACUCGUAGAGAAAAACCUGGAAAACAAUUUGUUACAUUUUUGCUUAUUUCUAAUGUUUCGUUAUUCUUUUUCCAUACACUUGAAGGAAUGAAAUCUGUUUUUGGCGACACAAUUGCUACGAGACGGGCUAGACCUUAUGCAAAGCUUAUUGGUAUGGUUUAAAGAGGAUUACUUCUUUUAAUUUUUGGGAUGUUUGUAUGGUUUUAAUAAAUUAAUAGCUAUUUUAUAAAUCAGAAAUUUGUGUUAGGAAACUAAGUGAAAAAACGAUAUACUUGGAGGGGCCUUAAUUCUACUCUAUCUAAUGCAUAAACAUUUACCCAAAGUUUUCCUAAUAAAUCUCAACUUUACUCUAUAUCAGUAUAGCCCGUACCAAAUAAUUCAGCUUUUUCCAAUGUUCCGGUCCCAAGCCCUUGUCAUGCCUGCUGUUUGUUUCUAUAUUCAAAAUUU